Marmota flaviventris (yellow-bellied marmot) is the source of this 2252-nucleotide messenger RNA. RefSeq names its product FKBP prolyl isomerase 4 (gene Fkbp4). NCBI's taxonomy places the organism in Eukaryota, Metazoa, Chordata, Mammalia, Rodentia, Sciuridae. The record is from RefSeq and is a predicted model, not a curated record. Gene Ontology annotation, molecular function: protein binding; peptidyl-prolyl cis-trans isomerase activity.
CGGCAGCCAGAGGUGCGCGAGCCUCCUAGCUAGCCGUACGCAGUGGGCGGCCGCCGCGCAGUCCCUCCGCCGACUCCUGGCACCCAGGCCCGGCGACACAGAGCGCCCGGCUUGCGCCUACCUAGCUCCCACAGCCAACGGCGCGCCGAGCGGCGAUGACCGCCGAGGAGAUGAAGGCAGCCGAGAGCGGGGCGCAGUCUGCGCCUCUGCCCCUCGAGGGAGUGGACAUCAGCCCCAAGCAUGACGAAGGCGUGCUUAAGGUCAUCAAGCGAGAGGGUACAGGCACAGAGAUGCCCAUGAUUGGGGACCGAGUCACAGUCCACUACACUGGCUGGCUAUUAGAUGGCACAAAGUUUGACUCCAGUCUGGACCGCAAGGACAAGUUCUCCUUUGAUCUGGGAAAAGGGGAGGUCAUCAAGGCUUGGGAUGUUGCUGUAGCGACCAUGAAGGUGGGGGAAGUGUGCCACAUCACCUGCAAACCAGAAUAUGCUUAUGGUUCAGCGGGCAGCCCUCCAAAGAUCCCCCCCAAUGCCACGCUUGUGUUUGAGGUUGAGCUGUUUGAAUUCAAGGGAGAAGAUCUGACCGAAGAUGAAGAUGGUGGAAUCAUCCGUAGAAUACGGACUCGGGGUGAAGGCUAUGCCCGGCCCAAUGAGGGCGCCAUUGUGGAGGUCACACUGGAAGGGUACCACCAGGACCAGCUCUUUGACCAGCGGGAGCUCCGCUUUGAGAUUGGUGAGGGGGAAAGUCUUGAUCUGCCCUGUGGGCUGGAGAAGGCCAUUCAGCGCAUGGAGAAAGGAGAACAUUCCAUUGUGUACCUCAAGUCCAGCUAUGCUUUUGGCAGUGCUGGGAAGGAAAAGUUCCAGAUUCCACCAUAUGCAGAGCUGAGAUAUGAAAUACACCUCAAGAGUUUUGAGAAGGCCAAGGAGUCUUGGGAGAUGAAUUCUGAGGAGAAACUGGAACAGAGCGCCAUAGUGAAGGAGCGGGGCACUGUGUACUUCAAGGAAGGCAAGUACAAGCAAGCCUUAAUACAGUACAAGAAGAUUGUAUCCUGGCUGGAAUACGAGUCAAGUUUUUCCAAUGAGGAAGUACAGAAGGCACAGGCCCUUCGACUGGCCUCCCACCUCAACCUGGCCAUGUGUCAUCUGAAACUGCAGGCCUUCUCAGCUGCCAUUGAAAGCUGUAACAAGGCCCUGGAACUGGACAGCAAUAAUGAGAAAGGCCUCUUCCGCCGGGGGGAGGCCCACCUGGCUGUGAAUGACUUUGACCUGGCACGGGCUGACUUCCAGAAGGUCCUACAGCUCUACCCCAACAACAAAGCCGCCAAGACCCAGCUGGCUGUGUGCCAGCAGCGGAUCCGCAAGCAACUUGCCCGAGAGAAAAAGCUCUAUGCCAACAUGUUUGAGAGGCUAGCAGAGGAAGAGAGCAAGGCCAAGUCAGAAGUAGCUGCAGGAGACCAUCCCACUGACACAGAGAUGAAGGAUGAACAGAAGAACAGUGUGGCAGGGAGCCAAUCUCAGGUGGAGACGGAAGCAUAGCCUCUCCUCAGCCCUACUCCUACGGCUGCCUGCCUCUCCUGCUCCCUUCCCUACUCCACCCUGUUAGUUUUGUAAAAACUGAAGAAUUUUGAGUGAAUUAGACCUUUAUUUUUCUAUCUGGUUGGAUGGUGGUUUUGGGGGGAAGGGGAAAAGGAAUAGGCUGGGGGGUUGAGAUGGGGGAUAAUUUUAGGUGGCAUUGCCCCCCUCUUCCCUUCCCCCAUUACAUGUGAACAUAUGUCCAUCCACACAUAUGCAUCAGAAUGUUAAUUUAUUUUGCUCCCUCUGUUUGUUGUUAGGUCCAUUUCCAAAUGGUAGAAGGGGGUGAGUGGUAGGCAUGGAGUCUAAAGUGAAACCAGGGUGGAGAGGGAGACUACUGGGCAGCCGUUUUCCUCAUCCUUUCCCUCUCCAGUCCAUUUCCAAACAGGCGGCCUCCAUGCAGGUGCUAGGGGCAUGGAAAAAACCACUGCUGUGCCCAUUACCUCUUCUCUGAUCCCUUUCUCACCCCACAUGGUAAAUGGCUAAUGAUGUCUUCUGGUGUCAUGGUGACGACCCUGUCUCCCUUCCUGGUAUUUCUUCUCCUCUCAGCUUCCCUUCUUGGCCAGGUUGUGUCCCCAGCCCCCCUCCCCCCAGCCUCUUUGCACAUUGCUGAAGGUCCAGGCACGCCUCAAGUCCCACGCUUGAGCAAUAAAGUGGAAAUAAAACCUGGGUGUCAGGCAA